Messenger RNA from Cydia strobilella, 2283 nucleotides. RefSeq lists its product as uncharacterized. The transcript has 2 exons. Lineage: Eukaryota; Metazoa; Arthropoda; Insecta; Lepidoptera; Tortricidae. The coding region runs from base 108 to 1454 and encodes 448 amino acids. The record is from RefSeq and is a predicted model, not a curated record.
UAAAAGCGAUGUUAUUCGUCUUAGAAAUGUAUUGUAAGUUUUGUUUCACAGUGCUGUGGCUGUUACGAUGAUUUGGUUAUGCGUAUGUAGCUUGCUUCGAUAUUAAAAUGGCGGAUGUCUCAAGUAAUGACCGCAAAAUAAAGCUUACUAAAAACGGAAAAGUUGUAAAACGACGAUCUCGGAACCCAGAAGAAUGGCACAAACAAAAACAAAAACGUCUCCGUAUAGCGGGGCUCGAGUACAUAAAUGCAAAUGGCAAGAUAGUUCCUCCAAAGCAGCCCGGCCCCGACUGCAAUUGCCGCCGUAAAUGUUUCCAGAAAGUGCCUGAAGACAUCAGAUUGAGAACAUUCCACGGUUUUUAUUCCAUGAAAACACAUGACGAGCAAAAUGCUUACUUGUUCGGUCUCAUGCGGCAAGUCGAUGUUAAGCGCAAGAGAGUAAAGGCUAGCAGCAGGCGUACUUGCACAUUCGAAUAUUUUAUCCGCGUCAAGGGACGUGAGACCCAGGUCUGCCAGACGGCUUUUAAAAACAUUCAUGCCAUUACUGAACGAAAAGUUCGAGUAUUGUGCAAGAAAAUGGAUGAUGGAGUUAUGUUUCCCAGUGACAACCGUGGAAAAAACAGCCAUCGUCGCUCUGGAGAAGUACGGCUUCCAAAUACAGUGAUUGAGCAAAUUAAAAAUCACAUUUACUCCAUUGUUCACACUCAUCGUCUCAAGGACUUCAUAAGGCUGGAUAAAAUAGCUGGUUUGGAGAUCAAUAUUUCCAAGAUGUGGAAAGAUUACAUUAAGACAUAUGAUCCAGAAAACAUAACAGCCACCAUGCCCAAAUCUAAAAGAGGUUCAGAAAUUGCUUUGCAAAAUGAAAUGCCCCCACAACCUCCACAGCCGCCUAUCACUCAAGAACCAUUUGCCCCACUUACAUAUCCAGGCAGUGGCCAUCUUGUCAACUUGGCAGAAAACUACUUCCAGAACCAGUAUCAGUCGGCAGCACUGGCCUCUACUGGCACUCAAACAAACUUCUAUCAGACUCAAAAUGGAGCUCAGAGCAUGGGCAUUCUACUUCACUCCUCAGCUGCAGCACGCCCGACCCCACCAACAACUGCCUACAUUGUGCUGCAGACAAAACCAGAACCAUCAUCAUCAUCUCAAAAUCCAGCUAUUGCUUACAAUCAAAAUCCAGGUCAACAGCGGGAGGAACCAGCAAAAGAGAAAAAAGUAAAGAAAGAGAGAAGGAGAGGUCCUCUGGUAAAGCAAUGGAGAUACACUAAUAUCUUCCACUAUGAGAUUAAUGGAGCAGCUCUCGCAGCAAUUAAAACAAGACUGGGCAUGUACUAUGCUGAGAGUGAUGCUGCAAGGAAAAAGGCCAAGCAGGGCCGUCCCGGAGAAGGUCCGUCUACUGCCCAGACACCUGUUGAACAAAUACGACCAACUCACACUGUUACUAUUUACACCUAAAGUUUAUUGCUGGGUUUACUGCUAUGGGUGACAACUUGGACAUGUUUAAAGCAGGGCUAACAACACACAAAAAUUUAAAGGGAUCUAUGAUAAACAUGUCAUGCUGUAGCAUCUGUUAGAGUAACCAGGAUUAGCCUGAUAUUAUUAAGACAAUUAUGAAUAGUAAUCAAGUUGUAACUAUCUAUGAAUAUUUGCAUAAUGGUUUGCCUUAAACAUAUAGAAUUUUUACAAGGCAAAUAGUAAGUUUAAGUUGAUUUAUUCCAAGUAGUUACCAACCACUUGCCAAUAGUAAACUGCUGCUUAUUGGCAUGUUUACUGAAAGGUAUGUGUAGUAACUACUGAGAAAAUCCUAUAAGUUUGUGUUAAAUUGCAGCUAACAGAUAUUUGCUUGUAAGCUUUUUUUAUUACUAGACACACCUGCUGGCUUAGCCAAGGUGUACAAUCGCUAUCGCUUCGACAACGAAACGCUUUGUGUCUCUCUUAUCACUCUUCCAUAUUAGUGCGACAGUGACAGUUGCGUUUCGAUCGCUACGGAGCGUAAGCGAUUGGCAUGUUGGCUACGCGGCCUGUGCUAUUAAGCCGGGAACCUAAUUCUCUGUGGUUUUUAGAUUGCAUAGAUUGAGAUGCAAUUUUGUAUUUCAUAAAAUCAUGAUAUAUCUUAAGGACACCUGGAGUUGGGUCCCAGGAAUUUACUAAUUCAUCAUUAUACUGCCUUAGACUAAGUAUCGAACUACAUUAUUAUAGGAAAUAAUCUCAACACUAUUAUUAUUAAUCAUGUGCAUCUAUGCAACUUUAUCUUAUGCAUUAAAUAUAUGAUAUUAUUUAUAAA